Messenger RNA from Hevea brasiliensis (rubber tree), 663 nucleotides. RefSeq lists its product as uncharacterized. The coding region runs from base 28 to 489 and encodes 153 amino acids. NCBI's taxonomy places the organism in Eukaryota, Viridiplantae, Streptophyta, Magnoliopsida, Malpighiales, Euphorbiaceae. The record is from RefSeq and is a predicted model, not a curated record. The transcript is spliced from 2 exons.
AACAACUAAAUCCUACUUGGUUUAUAAAUGAAAUUGAUACAUCUUAUUUUCAUGUGUAGGUUUUCUGUCGGAUCUGCAGCAACUCGAGUGAUCAUGAAUUCCUUUAAACAACGGAUACACCCUGCGAGUGUCAUGUGGAAGACUAUUCCAAAAGAAACUAAGGACUUUUACUGGGAGGAGUUUAAGAAAAUAUAUUACUGGACUGCUGCUGAAGAACCAGGGGUAAAGGGUUGCUGGCAAGCAAAGGCUGCUGGACGAUACAAGGACAUGAUAUCUGAUUUCAAGGCGAAGAGAAAAAGGCCCCAAUAUGUUAGUGAAGAAGCAUGGGCUCGAUUUGAGCAGCAUUGGGAGGACCCCUCUGUCAUUCGACGAUCUGAGACUAAUUCGAGAAACCAUCAUGGUGCUGUAGAUGGUCUAGGGUCGUCCACCCACACAGGUCGAUCUAUAUCAUUUCAAGAAUGGUCAGAUAGAAUGGUAAACUUUUCAUAAAUAGAUAUUAGAUAUUUAAUUUUAUCUAAAUUUAAAUUUAUUUUCCUAUAUACAUAUUUAGUUCAUUAAUUAUUAUGUAAUAAGCAAAUAUGAUUAUUGUUGAUAGAAUUGUCGCUGAAUAAUUGUUUGGAUUGAUUUGAGAUUGAGUUAUUAUAUAUUUGUUGAUUUCUGACA